Messenger RNA from Mytilus californianus (California mussel), 1976 nucleotides. RefSeq names its product sodium/potassium/calcium exchanger 4-like. The record is from RefSeq and is a predicted model, not a curated record. Lineage: Eukaryota; Metazoa; Mollusca; Bivalvia; Mytilida; Mytilidae. Gene Ontology annotation, cellular component: membrane. The transcript has 18 exons. The coding region runs from base 114 to 1886 and encodes 590 amino acids. Gene Ontology annotation, biological process: calcium ion transmembrane transport; intracellular calcium ion homeostasis. Gene Ontology annotation, molecular function: calcium channel activity; calcium, potassium:sodium antiporter activity.
CCUACAGGACUUUAGUCAUCAUUAUUAAUGAUGCUGCUUUAUUGAUUCACAGUCUAACUGCGUGGUGGAAACUCUCUGCUGAUUUUUCUUGGAUAUCCAACAGUGUAGCAAACAUGGAAAAUUCAACUGGAGACAACUAUCAAACUAAAUUUUCAGAACACAGGAGAACAUCUACCUUAAUGUCCAUAGAAACAACAAUGAGACCCUUGGAAAGUACUAUCAUCUAUGUGUUAAACAAUAUUACAAACGACAGUACAAUGCCUAAUAUAACAAUUCUGAAGCAAGCACCAAUAUGUACAGAGCCAGCAUUUCAUGAGUUUCCACCAGAUGCCUUUACCAAUACACAGAGAGAACAUGGCGCCUUAAUUGUACAUGUGAUGGUUGUUAUCUAUAUGUUCGCUGCCUUAGCUGUCGUCUGCGAUGACUAUUUUGUAACUUCAUUGGACAGGAUAUGUCAAAAACUUGGCUUUAGUGAAGAUGUCGCUGGGGCAACGUUUAUGGCUGCUGGUAGUUCAGCACCAGAACUGUUUACCGCUAUUAUUGGUGUUUUUAUAACUAAAGGGGAUGUAGGUGUAGGGACCAUUGUAGGUUCAGCCGUGUUCAAUAUUUUGUUUGUCAUUGGGAUUUGCGGAAUACUUGCUGGACAGGUAGUUACUUUGUCGUGGUGGAUGAUGUGUAGAGAUUCUUUCUAUUAUUCAUUGUCUGUCAUUGUUCUUAUAUUGGUUAUUUCAGAUGGCAUUGUGACGUGGUAUGAAUCCCUCAUCAUGCUUAUUUUAUAUGCAGGAUAUAUUGUAGUUAUGAGAUAUAAUACAGUUCUGCAAUCUUGGUUUGCUAACAAGAUAGACCAAAUUAAGUCUUCCAAUAUUUUACCAAUAAAUGGUGCUAAAAGAGCUUUUCCUGGAGAUUAUGAGGUUUUCACAGAUGAGGAUGAUGAGGUCUUCACUGCGAUAGAAACAAAGAAAUGGCGUGACAGAGAAAUUCCUCCCGACGAAUAUGCAAAAUCAACGCAAAUCAAACCCCAUUUCUGUGAUUUCGUCUUUCGUAUGAUGAUGAUGAAGAAGUUUAAACCCCUGACAAGAUUCCGGUCGGCGGCCUGUCUCAUUAUAUCAUAUAGAAAACGAAUGCUCAAAGAUGAAGCUUACCAGAAGAGACAACAGUUUAGAAAAAUGGCUCACAAAUCGAGUGUUCUGUCUUAUACAAGAUCCAUUCGAGGAUGGUUCAAUAUAACGAUGGAAGGUGAAGACUGGGACUACUGGAGAAAAGUUCCUAGUAUAGACGAUGGCUAUUUUGCUAUGAUUAAAUGGGCACUCUCUUAUCCUCUGAAGACAGUGUUGUAUUAUACAGUGCCAGACUGCAGAAAAGAACGAUGGGAGAAUUGGUUUUUGUUGACGUUUGUGAUGUCAAUAGUUUGGAUAGCUUUGUUUUCAUAUAUUAUGGUGUGGAUGGUUACAGUUAUCGGAUUCACACUUGAUAUACCAGAUAGUGUUAUGGGUAUUACUUUUCUAGCUGCCGGUACCAGUAUACCUGAUGCAAUGGCUAGUGUCUUUGUAGUCAAGCAAGGUAUGGGAGAUAUGGCGAUUUCCAACUGUUUAGGAAGCAACAUAUUCGACAUCCUUUUAGGUUUAUCUUUACCUUGGUUUUUAAAAACUGGAAUAGCAUAUUCAGGAACUACAGUUAAAAUCAACAGUAAUGGUAUGCUGUAUUCAAUCAUUUUACUUUUUAUCACAGUUAUUAUCACAAUAGGAUCAAUUAGUUACAUGGGCUGGCGACUUACACGCCGUAUAGGCAUUAUGUUCCUAAUAUCUUAUGCUAUUUACGUACUCUUUUCUGUGAUGACAGAGUGUAAUGUAUUCGGUUUUGUCAAUCCACCUAUGUGUGGUGAAUAAUGGAACACAUAUAUCACAGUUGUUAUGUCAAAAUCAUUCCAUUUCUUCAUUAAUCAGCAGCAAUAUAAUUACAAAUAUCACAUUUGGAAA